AUGGGUACAGUUGUCAGAAAAAAUGAAUUUCAAUUUAACAUUUCUGAUAUCAACGAUAAAGAAGAAUUAAUUAGUGCCGAACUCCGAGUUUUUCGACUACGCCAUUACAUUAAAUUACCUCAUGGACAUCGUGGAUAUUAUAACGCUAAAGUAUUCCAAAUUAUGCCUCGUGGUUUUAAAGAUCGAUUAAUUGAUUCACAGGUAAUUGGUCAUCGCAGCCAUGGCUGGAAAGUUUUUUCUGUUUCUCCUGCUGUCCGUUAUUGGAUUCACUAUCCAAAGCAUAAUCUUGGCUUAAGGAUUGUAAUUACGGAGCUCAAUAGCGAAGAACCAUUGCAUCAAGAUUUGUACCAAUUUGCUAAGCAUCCACCACAUCAUCGCUCUAAGCAAGCAUUACUCAUAGUCAGUUCUAAUGUUCAGUUGCCAAAAUUGGCUAAUUUAGCAGAAGUCAUGAAAACAGUGGAAGGGAAAAAGUUGCAUUAUAAGGCAUCGGAGAACAAUCAAAAUAGUAAUCAGCUUGAAGAAGAUCAUCCAUCACGUAGUAAGCGUUCAGUUAAUAAGCGUCGUGAUACCAAUGGUCGAGGAUAUCUACCCCAAGAUUAUUCUAAUAGUCCGUGCCAUCGAGAAGACUUAGUUGUCGACUUUAAAGAUAUUGGUUGGGAAUGGAUCAUUUCACCGAGAUCUUUCAAUGCAUAUCAAUGUGUCGGUGUUUGUAAAUAUCCUUUAGGAAGUAAUACUAAUGCAACAUUACAUGCAACUCUUCGCGCUAUGAUGUCCUACUUUGGUCAAAAUAGCCAGCCUACCCUGCCAUGUUGUACACCAGAUCGUUUAAGAAGUCAUACAUUUUUAUUUUAUAAUGCUAACCAUGAGAUCCAAAUUAAUGAAUUUGACGGUAUGGUAGUUGAAACAUGUGGGUGCCAUUAA
Trichoplax adhaerens is the source of this 921-nucleotide messenger RNA. RefSeq lists its product as uncharacterized. Gene Ontology annotation, biological process: SMAD protein signal transduction. Gene Ontology annotation, molecular function: cytokine activity; growth factor activity. Bases 1 to 921 code for a protein of 306 amino acids. Gene Ontology annotation, cellular component: extracellular region. The transcript has a single exon. The record is from RefSeq and is a predicted model, not a curated record. Lineage: Eukaryota; Metazoa; Placozoa; Uniplacotomia; Trichoplacea; Trichoplacidae.